UUCAACUUCACACAGCGCUCAUCUUCGUAGCAUCCCGGUCUUCGGUCUUCAGUCUUCAGAUGUGGAAGCUCCAUCGUCGGCAGAAGCAGAGCAUGUGGAGGCCGGAUUCAUGAUAACGGCACAUGUUAAUAUGAAGACAAGGAGAUAAAAAAAAACGACCUGUCUAAGUCCCAGCUGAGAUAAAACUAGGUGGAGUGAUGAUGCUUGCUGUUGACUGAGGUCCAUGCCGAGACACAAAAUGAAGAGUAGGCUGCUCCGUGGUUUUCUGUCGGAAGUUUUCGUCCGGAUGGCACUUUUAGUGGUGUUUCUUGUGACGGAGCAGCUUCCUCCUUUCUACCGUGAGAUCCAGACAGAGGAGAUGUGGUUGUAUAAAUUCCAUCGUGUGGAGCGAGACCACGUGCCCACAUUUCUUAUGUUUUGUGUGGCGGUCUUCAGUCCACUGGUUGUAAUCAUGGUUUUCACCUUCCUGAAGAAGGCGGAGAGAGGGGACCUGAAAGAAGCCUCGCUGGCUGUGACGCUGACUCUGGUGCUGAAUGGAGUUUUCACCAAUGUUAUCAAACUUGUUGUUGGCAGGCCACGACCAGACUUCUUCUACCGCUGUUUCCCAGAUGGUCAGAUGAACCUGGAGCUGCACUGCAGUGGAGACCCAGAUGUUGUCAUGGAGGGCAGGAAGAGCUUUCCCAGCGGACACUCUUCCUUUGCCUUUGCAGGUUUGGGUUUCACUGCCCUGUACAUUGCAGGAAAGCUGCGCUGCUUCAGCGCAGCAGGCCAAGGCAGAGCCUGGCGGCUGUGCGCCUUCCUUACUCCUUUGCUCAUUGCAGCUAUGAUUGCUCUCUCCAGAACCUGCGACUACAAACACCACUGGCAAGAUGUGUUAGUGGGUUCUCUGCUGGGUCUUACCUUCGCCUGGCUGUGUUACAGACAGCACUACCCCCCACUUCAGGACCCAGACUGCCACAGACCCCUGCGCCACAGAGAAACUGUUCCUGCUGCACAGGAAUGGAAGCUGGCCAACUCCAGCUACAUCUUACCCCUGUAGAAUAGCUGUACCUGGGAAAUACUCUCCACUGGUGUCAUUUAUACUGACUCUCAUUCAUUCUAAUUCUGGUUUUCACACUUUUAAGGCUGGUCAGUAUAUUACUAGUUAUCAUUGUUACUGUAUUGUGGGACUUUUCUGUUUAUAUGGUGAUAUAUGAUAAAACAGAUUGUUUUCUAAACUGUAAUGACAAACUAAUCACUGAGUCAGAUUUCUCCUGAAUGGUUUCUAAAACACUUUUAAAAAUCAGGGUUGAGGUUUAAGCGAAAUGCUGGUAUACAGUAUUUUGAUUUCUGAGCAUGGAUGUUCAGGAACAGUACAAGCUGAGGAGAGUCCAAACUCAAAGAUUUGGUCAGUAAUGAGUCAGAUUCAGCAGCAUCUUAUGGUUAUGGAGCUGGCAUAACUGUCAUCACGUGACCUAAAUGUGAAGCACCAAGGAAGCAGACAACAUCAGCUGUCUGUACUGUCUGUACGCACCAGACCAGCUGCAGCUUUGACUGGGAAGAGGUCAGAUUUAUUGACCGUGAAUCAGUAGAGGAGAAAUAUUUUAGGAGGCCACUUCCAUCUAAUGCCAGAGACCUCUACAGUCAAGAGUUUUCUCUUGUGGUGACAUGCACUGCAAGCUCAGUCUGAUCUGUAGUUAACUCAAGAGCAUCUCAGUGGUAUUAAUGAGGGAAGGCCACCACUGUGUCUACAAGGUCAGGGAGCGAACCAGUAACUGCCCAGUCACAAACCCCACCGCUCAAAGCUGUAGAGAACCACCCUCACCACCUGUUAUCACAUGACUGAGAGCUUACAUUGAUGUUCACAUGAUGACAUGAGACAGUGAGAUGCUGUUAAAAUCUCCAGUAGAAAUGGCACAUUGAGCUUAUUUAGUUUUUCAGAGGAAAACCGAUGAAGUAAGAGGCGUUGUAUUUAUUUUUGAAAGGUGUGAGUGAUAGAGAGAAAAUCCUUUCACAGAAUGUUUCCAUUCACAAGUUUUUUUUCUUUGAAAAAAGGGUUCAUGUGCCAGUAUCAAAUCCUGAUGUAGCAGUUCCACUUAGCCCUUCUCACUGUUUUUUCAGUGGCUGCUUUAUUUUUAGUUCUUUGUGACAAACAAAUGAUCGCAUCUCUGCUCUAACUGGACAGCACAUCUGCUAAUAUCACACAUUCUUAUUAGUGUAAAAGAACUAUGCCAUACAAGCUUUCACACAUCAGUGGUCUCAGGCUUGUUGCAGGUCUAACUUUUGCUACUGCACAUUCUCGUGGCUCCUCUGUAACCUCGUCUAAGGUUAAAUGGAGAGAUGUGGUGUACAGGGGUUGGUUUUUGGAGUAGGAGUGGAACCAGAUCUUUCUGAUGAACCUGAAUGGUGUAUGAAAGUAACGUCUCCAGCUGAUGGUGCUAGCCUCCCAGCGCUCCUGCUGGUCAGGGUUUUUAUUGGCAUGUGAUGUUUGGCAGUUUAUUUUUCCCAGUAGUUAUCAUCAGCUUUCAUUUAAGAGUGUGAAAGGUACAGUCUGUGGAUCAGUUAUCUUUUGAGUUUUACUUAUUUAUGAGGUUUUUGUCAUUUAAUUUUGUUUGCAAGGUUGGUUUUACAUAGCGCAGAAUGUAAAAUUUUACUUUGAUAUGACUGUUUUUUGCUGGUUGUAACAUAAAAAACAACCAAGCCACCUCAUGUUUUUGUUCGCAUGUGAAACCAGCCAAAGUGUUGCAGGGUCAAAGCACUUUUUGCUUGUUGCUGUGAAUCAAGCAUAAAGUAGCUGAAUCACAGUGGUUUCAGACCAAACUUGGCAGAAAAGCAGAUGAAUGUGUGCCUUUGUUUAAUACAUCACUCUCAGUUAAUGAAUUAAGUACUUUAUCAUGUAUCAGUGUAUGCUCUCCUGUCAUGUAACUUUGUUCUGGGUCUUUAGUUUUUGCUGUUUUACAGUGUAUAGGAUUCAUUUGUGAAGAUAGAUGUGGCAUGCCACCAUUCCUUACCUCAGAAAACACAUAUUUUACAUAAUUUUAAUUGUUGGUGGUGUCAAAUGUGAAGAUUUCUGUGUAGAAGGUGUAAAAUUUACAACUGAUAGACUAGACAACAGAAGGAAAUUACAUCUUAAUUUGCCAAUUUUGCAGAUAUUUAUGAGAUGACAUACAAGUUUACUCAUUUCAUUUCAAGGCAUGUAGAGGUUUGCUUACAUUUUGAAUAUUUGUUAAUCUUGUAAUGUUAUUUCAUGAAAAUAAGAAUCAUACUGGUGUACAUACUAUUCUGAGGAGUCUUUCAGACAAAAAAAUCUCAUUACACUGCUGCAUUUUGAUAAAAUUCUGCAUGUUUCGCAGCUCAUUACUUCCUUUCAUAUCCUUACAUUUCUAUCUAUUUCUGGCAGUUUGUGAAUUUCACUACUGUGUUAGGUUGUUGAUCAUGCCUGGUCUUCUUCUGAACUACUGAUCAUGCUCAUGCUCAUCAUGCUGACUCAGCAUCCACACAAUUAACAUAGGCUGAUUUUAUUUAGAAUAAACCUACAACGUUGCCCCCAAAAUCUAUUUUCAUAAUGUGUUGAAGCCUCUACACACCAAUAGUCCCACUGCUGAGAUCUUCCCGGGACUGUUUUAUCCAACCAAAGAGGCCUAUUCAGUUUUAUUAUCAUGACAAAAACCAUCACGGCAAACACCACUGGCCAGGAUGGAAGCAGCUAAUGUUGCAACUGCAAAUCCAUUUUUAAUGAAAAAGAAUGACUGAAACAAACUGACCAGAGUUUGACAGAGCAGUGAACAGCAGCCUGUUUGUGGUCAGACAAUGUAGACACCGUCUCCUCCCUGCAGCCCACAGCGUUUGAUUGUGAACCAGAAACUCAGUAGAGAGGACAUCUGAAUCAUGCUGAGCUUGAAAAUUUGUUCCUUUAUCUAUACUGUGUAAAAUCAUGACUGGAUUAAAUAAAACCCAUA
Monopterus albus (swamp eel) is the source of this 3938-nucleotide messenger RNA. It is a transcript of the gene plpp5, whose product is annotated as phospholipid phosphatase 5. Lineage: Eukaryota; Metazoa; Chordata; Actinopteri; Synbranchiformes; Synbranchidae. Bases 224 to 1039 code for a protein of 271 amino acids. The record is from RefSeq and is a predicted model, not a curated record. Gene Ontology annotation, cellular component: membrane. The transcript has 8 exons. Gene Ontology annotation, biological process: phospholipid dephosphorylation; phospholipid metabolic process. Gene Ontology annotation, molecular function: phosphatidate phosphatase activity.